Neomonachus schauinslandi (Hawaiian monk seal) is the source of this 963-nucleotide messenger RNA. It is a transcript of the gene PLPPR5, whose product is annotated as phospholipid phosphatase related 5. Lineage: Eukaryota; Metazoa; Chordata; Mammalia; Carnivora; Phocidae. The record is from RefSeq and is a predicted model, not a curated record. The coding region runs from base 1 to 963 and encodes 320 amino acids. Gene Ontology annotation, molecular function: phosphatidate phosphatase activity. The transcript is spliced from 5 exons. Gene Ontology annotation, biological process: phospholipid metabolic process; phospholipid dephosphorylation; signal transduction.
AUGCCCCUGCCGCCCGCGGCGCUCACCAGCAGCAUGCUCUAUUUCCAGAUGGUGAUCAUGGCAGGGACGGUGAUGCUGGCGUACUACUUCGAGUACACCGACACGUUCACCGUGAACGUGCAGGGCUUCUUCUGCCACGACAGCGCCUACCGCAAGCCCUACCCGGGCCCGGAGGACAGCAGCGCAGUGCCCCCCGUGCUCCUCUACUCGCUGGCCGCCGGGGUCCCCGUGCUCGUGAUAAUAGUUGGAGAAACUGCAGUGUUUUGUCUACAACUGGCCACACGGGAUUUUGAAAACCAGGAGAAAACUAUUUUAACUGGAGAUUGUUGCUAUAUAAACCCACUGGUGCGGCGAACUGUACGAUUUUUGGGUAUUUAUACAUUUGGGCUAUUUGCUACAGAUAUCUUUGUCAAUGCUGGGCAAGUAGUCACAGGGAAUCUGGCUCCACAUUUUCUUGCCCUGUGUAAGCCCAACUAUACAGCGCUUGGAUGUCAGCAGUAUACACAGUUCAUCAGUGGGGAAGAGGCCUGCACGGGCAACCCAGAUCUCAUCAUGAGAGCAAGGAAGACGUUUCCAUCCAAAGAAGCGGCUCUCAGUGUCUAUGCAGCUAUGUAUCUGACAAUGUACAUUACCAACACAAUCAAAGCCAAAGGAACAAGACUUGCUAAGCCCGUUUUAUGUUUGGGCUUAAUGUGUUUGGCCUUUCUUACUGGACUCAACAGAGUAGCAGAAUAUCGAAAUCAUUGGUCAGAUGUGAUAGCAGGCUUUCUGGUUGGAAUAUCUAUAGCAGUAUUUCUGGUUGUGUGUGUGGUAAAUAAUUUCAAAGGAAGACAACCAGAAAAUGAACAUAUACACACGGAUAAUCUGGCACAGAUGCCAAUGAUCAGCAUUCCUCGAGUAGAAAGUCCUUUGGAAAAGGUAACAUCUGUACACGUGAUUCAUAAUUUAAAUUCUCCAAUGUGA